UUUUGUGGAGUCAGUCGUUUCAUAUGUUUUCAAGAGCCGCCACCUGUGCCUAGAAUUGACCCUCUUUGUUUGGAGACUCUUUUACUGAAAGAAUUAACCUGUCGUACAUCGAGUCACUGCUGUAAAUAUAAGACUGUUGAAGGAUAGUCAGUGAGUGAGGCUUUUCUUCGCAACGACAUCCUCGUGUACUGCUCUUCACGGAAGAGUGCGCGACAAAUACCGUAACAAGAUUCAUGACGAUUGUGGUAUGAGAAUCGUUUUCUACAAUAUCCAUGUUCUUCCAUAGACAUUACUUUGACAAACAUGAUUCCUUUUUUGAGCACACAUUUUAAAUGUUUUCUAUUGGCCAAAAUUCAACUGAACUUAGCUAGUAAUCCAGGGAUGUUGAAAGAAAUUUCUGGGUAAUGUUAUUGUUUACUUCAUAUGUAUGUGACGCUCCAGAAACCGGUUGGAGCCGUCUAAAAUAAAUGCGAACUCGAGAGCCUGUUUCAGACAAGACCAAUUUAAAUUUCCCUUUAAAAUUACAUUAAGGGCUCGCACAAUUUAAUGAUACCAAGGAAGUAAACCAAACAACUGCCGAAAUACAAACGUUUUAGAAGUUACUAAUUUAAAUCUUUCUAAGAAUCGCUUGAAUGGCUACUCUUUCCGAGAAAAUGGAAGUUGGAAAAAUGUCACCAUUUAUGUAAACUGCAGUGUGGUCCAAUUAUUACUUUGGUGCGUAUUUAAUUUAUUUGCGUAAGCAUUAAAGAUCAAAUGAAAUAGACUGAAAAGAUGUUUGAUUUAUAUCAGUUUUAUGGAAAUAAAACGGUUGUUGCUACCGGUAUGAAUUCUGUAUAAAUUAGUUGACCUCAUGUCUUUUAGUGGCAGCGGAGGCAUAUCGGCUUCCGGUUAAUGUUUUAACAUUUUUUAUUUCCGUAACAUGUGUACGUUUUCAAAAAGACGGUUUCCAUGGUCAAUUUUUCGUUUUUCCAGAUCACUUGUUAAUGGGUAAAAGGGCCAAGAUUCUUAAAAAACUGUGGCGCUGUUUCGGUGUAAAGUAGCAUAAGGGUACGGCACAAGACGAUUUAAUUCGGUUUAUCAACUGAGUUAAUAAUGUAAUUGGCCACCAAAAAGAGUUUCUAAAGCUGCCGUUUUUACGUGAGCGUCAGUUCUUCGUCAGUGCAAAUAGACCCAACAAAUUCUAAAUGAAGACGCAUUUUCUUAGUCUAGAAAGUUCAAAGGUAUAUUUUAUUAGGAGGUGCGAUUUGUAAGUUGUUAGAUAUUAAGUCUAGCCUACAAAACAAACAACGGCCAUGGUUCAUGUUUGUGUGACAAAUAUUCUAAGUCAAGUUUCAGGUUUAAAAAUUAACUAAAACAGAAGUAUGAAAUUGAAUAAUUGUCGUUUCUACUUUUUCUACAAACUCUGGAACAGACACCCCAUGAAUGGCAAGGAAAGGAGCAAGCAAUAAAUCUAUGGACACCAGCGCAGCCCAGCUGAGUGAUUUACUCUGCUGCUCGGCUGACCUCGAGCAUUACCUUCGUGAAUUCAUUUUGUCUGGCGGCCGUGAGCUAACCUUCCUUUUGAGUGGUAAGACAGGAGUUGGAAAAUCUCACUUGACAAAUGCGCUGAUAGGACAGGAGCUUGCUGAAGAAGGAGAGGAACUCGAUCCACAAACCGAUGACGUGAGUCAUUUUCCAGACGGUUAUCAGCAUAACCUACUAUAUAGUCAAACUUGCCACUUAAUGACAUUUUUAGAUUUGUUCUAUCAAAUUUUUUUUCAGUGCUUUCAUUCUUAAACCAUCUCUGAUCUUAUAUAAUAACAUCAGUUUCCUCUCACCAACGUGGCCUUGUCGUCUUUGCGUAUUGUCGAUGCAUUUUCUUCCCUUAAAAAAAAAAAAACCAACACUGCAGCAUGCAAUGAAACAGAGGUGUUGGUCGGUGCUAAAUUGAACUUAGCAAUACUUUCUGAAUUAAACAUGUGUUAUGUUGUAAGAUAAUUUUGAUUUUUAUUUCCAGGUGACACCGUACGAUUUUUUUAAGAACAAUGUGAAGAUAACUGUCUUCGAUACUCCCGGAUUGGCGGAUGACACCGGUAACGACGAAAAGUACCUUGAGCAAAUCAAGAAAAAAAUUACAGCUGUCGAUCUUUUCCUGUUCUGCUUCGAUGUGACCUCCACCAGAUUUCGUGACGACGACGCUAGGACAAUUAAAAAGGUCACAACGACGUUUGGUAGAAGUUUGUGGGAUCAUGCUCUGGUGGUAUUGACCUUUGCGAACAGAGUUCAACCUUCAAAGGACAAAGUCACCGAGAAAGAUUUCUUUCAACAACGAAUGCUUCUUUUUCGCAACAAGAUUUGCAAAGUGCUUGACAAAGAAGGAGUUGACGAGAAAGCCCUAAAUGAUUUACCGUUCGUACCAGCUGGAGAAUGGAUGAAGCCAGCACUCCCAGACAGAGAUAACUGGCUGACAGUGUUUUGGAUUGAGGCAUUCAAACGUAUCAACAGAAAUGCAAAAGCUGCUUUCCUUCUUGCAAACAUCGAUCGCUUUAUUAUCUCUUUUGGUGGACAUUUAUCGGAUGAACCCCGUGGUGAAGGUGAACGAUACGAUGAAUGCUCUGAUGAGGAAACGUUUGUCGUUCUAGGGAGCUUGGAAAAGAGCUCGCCAUUGAUAUCAACGUCCGAAGGAAAAUAUUAUCGAAAAAUACUUGAAAGAAUAAAAACAAAACAAAUGAAAUCUGCGACCAUAAGCAACAGUGAUACUUUGGUGGACGACAAAUAUGGAAGCACGUCGAUUCUUCGAAGAGGAUCGGCGUUAGUUUCGGCUGAAGUUGGAGAACAAUGUCGGGCCCAGAUGCGAAAAAUGAACGUCCAGGGCCCUGGAGAUGAAAAAAGAGCUUACCAUUGCGAGAAGGUGUAUUCUCUUCCUCCUUCUUAUGACGAGGCUGUGCGCAUGGGUAAUCCAGUGCCUCUCCCAAUGGAUGAGUCCUCUUCACAAGAACUGCUUAAAGAAAUGAUACAAGAAGCGUUACACAACUGUGAACCUGGCGUGAACGCUGGAGUGAGAGGUAGCCUAUCCAGUUUUGGAAACAUUUAUGCGAAAUUGUUUAGGAAGACAAUAGAGUUUAUAAAGAAUCUUCUCCGUAGAAAAGAAAACCGAUAAACUCAAAUGUAGAAGGACGAGCGCGUAACAACCUUAGAGGUGACCAUUGAAACAUUACAAAAGGGUUACUGAGAAUAGGUUUAGCCUGCGUUGCUGGCGGUCUGCGGUUUUGGGGGCAGAGAGAAAAUCGUAGACCGCCAGCAACGCAGGCUAGAAUUAGUUAGGUGAUCGUGUUUCAUUAAUGCUGUUACUGUUUUUGUAAUGACAAUGGCACUAGAAACUUUUCGACUGCUUACUCUGCAAUUAUUGAUACCUUAGCAAAUUUAAAGCAAGGAAGGCAUUUUAACACUAAUUGCGACCAAACAUCAUAGCAGGAAAUUGUCAUUAACCUCUGAUCGGCUG
Messenger RNA from Pocillopora meandrina, 3481 nucleotides. The record is from the annotation of a GenBank genome assembly. NCBI's taxonomy places the organism in Eukaryota, Metazoa, Cnidaria, Anthozoa, Scleractinia, Pocilloporidae.